GAGAGAGAAAGUGCAUCCAGCUCUCAGUCAUUCAUCUCUUGGGGAGAGGAGAGGAAACUAAAGCAGGACGGCAAAAGAAACAUUUUUUAAAUCGGGAAAAAAAGGAAGAUUCUUGGUUUAAUCUCUGAUUUAAGAAGGUUCUCACUCCAACCAAAAACUGCAGUUUUCCAUUAUCAUCUUUUUUUAUUUUUACACCCAAGAAUAUUUUGCUGUUGCACAUCACUCCUACUCUGCAUGGAGAUACUUAAAUUCUUCUUCUCCUCUUGAAACUGAGGACACUAAAACUGCAGAUUUAGGAAUCAAUCGCCAAAACUCUGCCUGUUUUUGAAAGGAUCCCUGCAUCACAAGCAUCUCUUGCAACUUGAAUGUCCUUACAACUUGGACAGAGAGUGGAGCCCUUCGAUGCAGCGUGCAUAAAGGGACUGGUGGGCUUUUUCAGGAGGUGUAGGAGAAGGCGACUUCAGGAGGACGUACUGGGAUCAGAGCACUCCUGGAAGAGCUCCUGGAAGAGCUCCUGGAAGAGUGCCGGGAAGAGGCGGAGGCGGAGUGGGGCGCGUCAUGCUGAGAGAGAGCAUCCUCCCAGCCUUCUCACUCCCUACAAACACGCACCCUUAAGACAACAGAGCUACAGUAAUCUUAUAAAGUUACUGUAGGUGGAUAUCAUAGAAGUAUUUUAGCUAAAUAACCACAUUCAGUACCAUACAGUAAGAUUAAGACAUCACAAAAAUCACAAAAGUGAAUUAAGGUUUCAGAUAAUUUCAUCACUGGGUUCCAUAGACAUACUAUAAGUCAUUGAAAGGGAUAUAGGAAUAUUGUAGAGUUUAUUUUUCAGAGGACACACAGACACACAGCACACAGACACCCAGGACGCCCAAGCACGCCGCCGCAGAAUGGAUCUCGCACCAAUCAGAGGUUUAUCUGAUGUGCCGUGAGUGUUGGGAGCACCUUGCCGCAGCCCCGGCCUGCAGCCGUGGUGCCACCCAGCCUGGCGUACCACGAUGGACCCUGCUCAUUCCUUCAGGAUGGAGCUGGAUGGGCUGGACCUCCAAGAGGUUCCAGUGCUGUCGCUCGACCAGAUACGUGCCAUAAGGGCCAACAAUGACUAUGUGGAGAGGCCCGUGGCGCUGGAACCGGCAUCCCAGUCCGGAUUUUUCUAUGCCCAUGAUGACCGUUACCCUAAUGGAGUAUAUUCCCACUACCCCCAGGCUUCCUUCCACUCAGCCCUGCCUCGCAGCCAAAGUCAGCAGCAGCACGCUCACCUGUCCCACCUGAGCCGUUCCAGUACCAUAAGCUCUUCCAUGUCUCGGACCAGUGCCACUUCGGACCAGCGGCUACUGGCAGGUUUGACACCAUCUCACUCUGGCCUCGGUUCGGUGGUCCGUUCUCAGCCUAAAGGAGAACUCAAGCCUGAUGCUUCAUUGGGUAAAGGCCUGACAGAUGACGAGGCUGAGCUGGGCCUUCAUUCGUUCAUCUGCGAGCGGUGUGGUCGCUGUAAGUGCCAAGAGUGCUGCGCCCCCCGCCGCCUGCCUUCCUGUUGGGCCUGUGGACAGCGCUGUCUGUGCUCUGCUGAAAGUGCUGUGGAGUAUGGCACCUGCUUGUGCUGUGUUAAAGGCCUGUUCUACCACUGCUCCGCCCAGGAUGACGACGAUAACUGUGCUGACCGGCCGUGCUCCUGUGCUCCAGCCCACGCUUGUGCCCGCUGGGGCACCAUGGGGCUGCUGGCGCUCUGCCUGCCCUGCCUCUGCUGCUACCCCCCUGCCAGGCUGUGCCUUGCCCUGUGCCAGUGUGCCCACGACCGCACCACGCGCCCUGGCUGCAGGUGCAGCAACACCAACACUGUGUGCCGCAAGAUCUCCGCCUCCAACCCUAACCCUGGUCAUCCCUCGCUCCGCAGCAAGGCCCUGGAGAAGCCGUUAUGACAGGUCUAGAUGGGGGCCAGGUAAAUCCACUUCCCCUCAGCUGUCGCCAAAGCAACGCUGUCGCCAAUCAACUGUGCCACAGCUGACAUUGUGACAACAAUGCCAUUGUGACCCACCUACCUACAUUCGACAAGCUGACAAGCCAACCAACCAACCAACCA
Sander lucioperca (pikeperch) is the source of this 2080-nucleotide messenger RNA. Its product is annotated as protein sprouty homolog 3. Gene Ontology annotation, cellular component: cytosol; membrane. Bases 999 to 1919 code for a protein of 306 amino acids. Lineage: Eukaryota; Metazoa; Chordata; Actinopteri; Perciformes; Percidae. Gene Ontology annotation, biological process: negative regulation of Ras protein signal transduction; animal organ development; negative regulation of MAP kinase activity. The record is from RefSeq and is a predicted model, not a curated record. The transcript has 2 exons.